CUUUGUGAUGUUAUGAUAGUUUAUUAAAUGAUUUAUUGCAUCUUUAAUUGGCUCAUCACGCAUGAUGUAAGUUUUACCACACGGAGAAUCAGAAUCUUCUAUUACUUUACAAACCAUUACUUUACAGAGUAUACCAUUUAUUUCCUUGGUUUCUUCCUUCCAAUAUUUCCAAAUCCAUUUAGCAGCAUUAUUGUAUGCAUUCGCUACAUUGUAUGGUGUUUCAAGCUGUUCUUUUUGCUGUUCUUCAAUAAUACUUGAAUUAUCACCUUAUUCGGAAAAAGACAUUAAAAAAUAAAAAAC
This is a messenger RNA of Rhizophagus irregularis DAOM 181602=DAOM 197198, 300 nucleotides long. Lineage: Eukaryota; Fungi; Glomeromycota; Glomeromycetes; Glomerales; Glomeraceae. The record is from RefSeq and is a predicted model, not a curated record.